GUGACUUUCAGCUGCACUGAAGUAGUAAGGAGGGCUAUUAAAGGACAGAAAUUCAGGCUGCCGUUCCCGCGAUCUUACCUCUGAAGUUAUGGCCUUCAUCGCUAAGACCUUCUACGAUCUCCGUGCGACGACCCUGCAGGGGGAGUCCGUCGAUUUCAACAUCUACAGAGGGCGGGUGGUCCUGAUCGAGAAUGUGGCCUCCCUCUGAGGAACAACCACCCGGGACUACGGUCAGCUCAACGAGCUGCAGGCCAGAUACCCCCACCGCUUUGUAGUCCUGGGCUUUCCAUGCAACCAGUUCGGGUACCAGGAGAAUUGCACCAAUGGGGAGAUCCUGAACUCGCUUAUGCACGUGCGCCCUGGGGGAGGAUUCCAGCCGACCUUUACUUUAUUUGAGAAAUGUGACGUGAAUGGAUCAAAUACGCAUCCGGUGUUCGCUUACCUGAAAGACAAACUUCCCUAUCCCGAUGACGAGCCUACUACCCUGAUUCAAGAUUCCAGGUUUCUCAUCUGGAGUCCAAUCAACAGGACAGACGUCUCCUGGAACUUCGAGAAGUUUUUAAUCGGCCCGGAAGGAGAGCCAUUUAAACGAUACAGCAAAAAUUUUAAGACGAUCGACAUCGAGCCAGACAUCCAAAGACUUUUAAAACUAACCAAAAAUUAGGAGACGCAAAUCUUUGUUACUUGUCUUAAUUUUUCAGUUAUGACAAAUUACUGAUGGCAUUUCCGUUCUUUUGAGAUUUAUUAUAUGAAGAUAAUAUUCUAAACUAAAUUGGGAAUAAUGUCCGAAGCUCUAUAAAGACUCAAGAGAUAUGGAGUAUGCCAUUGGUACACUUUAUGUAUUCUCCUUUUAAUUUGACAAUAAACAUC
Messenger RNA from Brienomyrus brachyistius, 870 nucleotides. It is a transcript of the gene gpx2, whose product is annotated as glutathione peroxidase 2. Gene Ontology annotation, biological process: response to oxidative stress. Gene Ontology annotation, molecular function: glutathione peroxidase activity. The transcript has 2 exons. The record is from RefSeq and is a predicted model, not a curated record. NCBI's taxonomy places the organism in Eukaryota, Metazoa, Chordata, Actinopteri, Osteoglossiformes, Mormyridae.